GGCAGGGCAGGGCAGGGCACGGCACACACAGAGGCUCCGACAGCGAGACCAUAUCGAUUUUGUAGUUCCCAGUUGUUGCAACAAUUGCGAGUGUCAACUAUAGCUGGAAAGAGGACGACAGACAUACAGUGGCCUCUAGCCGUAUCCAAAUGGAUGGAGUGAUUAGCUAGCAGCACUGCAAAGAUAUUCCAUCUAUAGAUAUAUAGACAGCUCCGAAGCACCGAGGCUCCUUCAUGUGCCACCGCACCAUGGGCGGGGAUGCGAGCACAGCAGCAAUCAGUUGGUAAUUGAGGCCACAGAGAACAACAAGUCUUGGGCUUGCGAAUCCGCACUAGAGUUCCGGAUAGAGUCCCAAGGAGUGCACCGCCAAAGCGAGUGACCAAUUGAGAGAGACCGUGGGAAGCCCCAGACCGAGGGCCAGGUGUGCACUAGCAUGGAGAUACCCAUUUCGAAUAUACUGCUGCUCUGCCUGAUCUUCCUGCUGAUCGGCGGCGUGGUGAUGAUCCUGCUGCAGUACCUCAUCUUCAUCAAGUUCUCCAACCUGCCCGAUGAGAGCGAGGAGCAGAAGCAGAUGAACGCCAAGUACACCCUGCCCAUGAACAUCAAGCAGACGGCCCGCAACCUCAAGGGCACACCAAACUCUGGCCAGGCAACGGCAUUGGGCUCGGGCUCGGGAAAUGGUUGCGAAAACCAUCAGGAUAGCCUUCAGGGUGCCUCGGCCCUCAUUUCCCUGAACUUUGUGAUGCAGUUUCUCUUCCACGAGUUCAAGAACUCGAAUCGUGUGCGGAAAUGGUUCUAUCGCAAGCUGUCGAUUGAGCUGGAUGAACUGAUUACCAAGACUACCACCGGCAAGCUCCUGGACAAACUGACGAUAAAGGAGCUGGAGUUGGGCGACCAGUUUCCGGACAUCAAGUCCUUGUCGGUACACAACGUGGAACUGGAUGUGGGCGAGCAGCGCAUCGAGAAUCUGGAUCUUCUGCUGGACAUUAACUAUGUGGGAAAUUUCUCCACGUCCAUUGAUGCAGACAUGGUGCUGGGCAAGAAGGGUUCCAUAACGCUAAAAGUGAAACAAUUGUCUGGCACCGCGCGUCUGCAGUUCACACGGAAACCAUACACACACUGGUCCCUAAGCUUUCUGGGUGAUCCGGAGUUAAUACUGGACAUUGAGUCCAAGUACCAGGGACGUCAGAUGCAAUCGAAUAUCACCAACCUGAUCUCAAACCAGAUCCGUAAGGCCGUGCGCAGGAAACACACGUUGCCGAACUAUAAGCUGCGGUACAAGCCCUUCUUCCACUGGACCGCCGAGGAGGAGGCCGGUGACUGUGACAUCCAACCAAAUGGCCUGCUCACUGUUCGCCUUGCCGAACUGUCUCGCCUGAUGCCGUGUCCCGGUGUGGGUGGCACCUAUUGCACUAUUACCCUGGCUCCCGUACCCUUUAUUGAGGCCCAGCAACGGGAUAGCCGUCAUGUCCUAAUUUCGAUGGAUGUGUUUAUUCAUAAGGCGAAGAACCAACAGAUCGGCAUCGUCUUCAAGCAGAGCGGCAGUCAGGUGGUGCGCAUCGAGUCCGUACUCCCGAAUACGCCCGCCUGCAAGUCCAACCUGCUGGCCGGCGAUGUUCUGGUGGCCAUUGAGGGCAAACCAGUGACUACCAUCCAGCAGAUCGCCAAGGUGGUGAAGACACUGCAAGCCACAGUCUUUAGCCUUCGGAUUGAGCGUGUCAUUCCCGGCAUUAUACGCAACGAUGCCAUUCUGGAGGACUUUGAGAAAUAUGAUGACCUAUGCGACCUGCCGGUGCUUCCGCUGCGACCCGAAUCCGAGUCUGAUCCCGCUGAAGUGGUGCCACCCAAGCAUCUGGCCGUGAAGCCAGGUCUCUGCAGCACACCCACCAAUUCGCCCAAGAAGUCCAACCUCAUUGCCAAGGCCAUCAAGAAGACCAUGAGCCGGGAGAGCGGCGACAAGGACAAGGAUAAAGAUAAGGAUAAAGACAAAGAGCGAGACCGGGAAAGGGAAAAAGAUAAGGACAAAGAUAGGGACAAGGACAGGAGCAAGUCGGAGGAGAUGGAGAAGCCCACGGCUGACGAGGUCAACUACUUCUUCCAGCACUCGACCAUAGAUUGCGCAUUCAGCCCGCUGAUCCACAUGGAUGAUGUGUGUAGUUUCCAGCUGGACUCCAGUAGCCGCUUCCUCAACGUCUGCGUCUUCGGCAAGGCCGGCGGCGAGACUGUCCUGUUGGGCUACAACAACGUCCAGAUUGGCCAGGUCCUGGUGGAGUGCUCAGAGACCAGCCUGAAUCAGUGCCUCAAGCAGAUAGCCCUCAAUCCGGCCUCGCUCCAGGCAGUGAAGACUCAUAGUCUGUCCAAUCAGUCUGGAUUUAAUCCCAACCUAUGCUUUGGCGAUAUCUUGUUUGGUUUCUCCUGGAUGGGUAAUCCCAAUGUGACCCUUGGGGAUGCUGCCACCAAGAGCGGAUCCAAGUCCCAUUCACCAGCCAGAAAUCCCUUGGCGGGCGGCGAUCGCGUUGCUUCGGAGGAUCACUCCUUCGAGACGGCAUCGCUUAAGUCAACGAGCACCUUCUCGGACAGUGUCAUAUCCGGAGGCUCCUCCUCCAGCUCGAGUGCUGUUGUCGCCCCCAGGGCGCACAACUUUGUGAGGACGCACUUCCAUCGUGCCACCCAGUGUGACUUCUGUGGCAAAAAGAUCUGGCUGAAGGACGCCAUGCAGUGCCAGGAGUGCUCCAUGUGCUGCCACAAAAAGUGCAUUGCCAAGUGCCAGAAUGCCACCGUUUGUGGACCGGUGGAUUGCUCCGGAUCCAUGCCGGUGCCAAGUGCUCCGGCGACCGUGGUCAGCCGGCCGGAGUUUACCAUCACACAGGCUGACAAUACGGAGAUGCCGCCGGCGGGCUCUGAAGCCCAGCAGCAGGACGAAGCGUCAACAGCAAUGCUGGGUGGUGACCAGGCCCAAAUCCAGAGCCCGGCUCCGGCCUCUCUGGAUGUGCACAGGUCCAGCAUCACGGGUAUGCUGGCACAGGGCAUCAAGCGGCAGGCGAGCAAUCUGGAUAUACCUGGCAUUGUGUCCUCGCUUACCGGCAGUGGUCAGCAAAUGAACUCCAAGAGCCUCCCUCCGAGCCCUCAACACACGCCUUCGCGAAAAUCAUCUAUAGUGGAGGAGGUGGCACCUGCUUCGCAGCAGAAUCCCUUCGAGCGGGUCACCCAACAUCUGGAGACCCUGCCCACGGAGGUCACACUGCUCAGCGUGGAGCAGGUCAUCGUUAUCACCGAACCGAUCAUCCGGCACACCCGCAGCGAGGAUCUGAUGAACUUGGCAAAGAGCUCUAGUAAGCACUUGUAUGCCAGCAUUCCGCCGGAUGAGCGAGUGGCCAGGAUUAAUGAGCUGCUGACAAAGCUGAAGAUAGCCCUGGACGCAGAGACUGAGGGUUACACGUCGAUGAAUGACGCAGAAAGACCCAUGGAGUCGGCGUCGUGGAAGCCGGCUACCACCGGCGCGGAGAACCGAUCCGAUGAACGGCUCCAGGCACUCAGCAUCAUCAUGCUGUAUCUGUGCACCGGACUGCAGCACGCUCAGGGCGUGAUCCUGCAGUAGAUUCGAAACGUCAAUGUUAAAGUAUCACUUACUAAGUAUCCACUGGUCGACCCAGUUUUAUACCUAUACUAGGAAUGUCUGCCCAUUUGGAUUUGAUCUUUUUGUUUUCAAGUGUUUUUUGGUAGACUGCCAUAAUAUCCGAAUCCAUCGUCAUACAGUAUCAGGGGUGCCACAGAAAUUGUUGUGAGUUUGAAAUCAAUUUAAAUGGAAUAACGUUGAGGAUUACAAUAUUUUACUUUAUACACCACAAUAUUUUUACCAUUGGUUUCAAAUUCAUCGAAAUUUCUAUGUGAAUGUGAAACAGAAUGUAGGAAAAUUGUUAUAUUUUCAUUUUGGGGGAUCUUAUCCUUGGAACUCACAAAAACUAACACUAAAUGAAUGGAUUAUUUUUAAGAUGGGCCUUUUGGUGUGUUGUAGAAGACAAUUCGUGUGUAUUUGAUGUACUUAAUCGUCGUGUUUUUUACUUACUCAUAAGUGUAGUAGACUGGAAAUGUGUUAGUGAAUUUAUGGGCAUUUUUAAUCCGUGUUGUGUCACGCUUACCUAAACAAGUAUUUCAAUUUUAGCCAUACGUUCCGAUCAAACUUUACGCUUAUUUGUCAGUUUUGAUGCAAAUUUGUACAUAAGUAUAUAUACAUAUAUAUGUA
Drosophila serrata is the source of this 4243-nucleotide messenger RNA. RefSeq names its product PDZ domain containing 8 (gene Pdzd8). The record is from RefSeq and is a predicted model, not a curated record. Gene Ontology annotation, biological process: mitochondrial calcium ion homeostasis. Gene Ontology annotation, cellular component: mitochondria-associated endoplasmic reticulum membrane contact site. Gene Ontology annotation, molecular function: lipid binding; protein binding. NCBI's taxonomy places the organism in Eukaryota, Metazoa, Arthropoda, Insecta, Diptera, Drosophilidae.